AUGUACAUCGCAUUCCGCAUCCCACUUCUCAUCCCUCUAUUUCUUCUCCCAGGAGUCUUCUCCUGGUCCCCAUUCUCUCCAAGCUAUACUCCUCCAAGCUAUACCUCUCCUCCUUCAGUAUCAAACAGUUAUUCACCUCUCGAACAAAUCCGCUACACACUCGCUUUUGAAACUUUUUUGCUUGAUUCCAAGAAUUGGACUGCGUUGAGUUUGAUCUAUACGACUGAUGCGGUUGCGAAUUUCAGCAGUUUGGGGGCUGGUGUUUGGACGGGAAGAAAUGAGAUUAUCGUAAAUGAACAAAAAGCUUUGGGGGCAGUGGCACAUGGUAUUCAUCAAAUAACCAGCAGUGCUAUUUUGAUCAAUCCUGGAAACGGUGGCGAAGCGCAUGUUAUGAGUUAUUAUACUUUCAACCAUUUCGACACAAAUGCGGACAAAACAGCGCAGCAUAUAUUCUCCGCAUGGUUUAAAUAUGAAGAUCAAUGGGUGGAUACUGGAUCUUAUGAUGGAAGUCCGAGCUCGUGGAGAGUAAAGAAUAGACAGGUAACUCUGGUGGGCGGUUCUGUUGGAGGGGAUUUCGGGAUUGAGAAGCCUUAG
Molecule: messenger RNA, 594 nt
Organism: Sclerotinia sclerotiorum 1980 UF-70
Lineage: Eukaryota; Fungi; Ascomycota; Leotiomycetes; Helotiales; Sclerotiniaceae
Exons: 3
Coding region: 1-594 (197 amino acids)
Source: RefSeq, a predicted model, not a curated record